Myotis myotis is the source of this 4731-nucleotide messenger RNA. RefSeq names its product C-C motif chemokine receptor 6 (gene CCR6). Bases 281 to 1384 code for a protein of 367 amino acids. Gene Ontology annotation, molecular function: C-C chemokine receptor activity. NCBI's taxonomy places the organism in Eukaryota, Metazoa, Chordata, Mammalia, Chiroptera, Vespertilionidae. Gene Ontology annotation, biological process: G protein-coupled receptor signaling pathway; positive regulation of dendritic cell chemotaxis; immune response. The record is from RefSeq and is a predicted model, not a curated record. The transcript is spliced from 3 exons. Gene Ontology annotation, cellular component: membrane.
CCCCUCCGGGUUGCAGAUGGUUAACAUCUGCAUUUGGGCAGAUGGGCGUUGCUUCUAAGUAGGAAGUGGUCUGUGCUCGGGCCAAUGUCAGUCUCGCCCCGAGGUUCCCUCAAUGACCAGGAGCCCCGUCUUGUUCUCAGUCCGGGCGGCCGACGUGGGAGCCUGGAGCGUCGCCGGGCGCGUGGCCGGAACGCCCUGCGGAUCGCGGCGUCGCUAAGGGUCCCUCCUCUCCUGUCACCCCCGUGGGCGGGCCCACAGCUCGGCCAGAACCGGCGGCACCAUGAGUGAGGAGUCAGGGAGCUACCCGGACGCCUAUGACGACUACAACGCCACGGCGGACUACGCUGUGGACCCCACCGGCCCGUGCGUCCUGAAGGACGUCCGCGACUUCUCCCGGCUCUUUGUGCCCAUCACUUACUCCUUGAUCUGUGUCUUCGGCCUCCUGGGCAACGUCUUGGUGGUGCUCACCUUCGCGUUCUACAAGAAGGCCAAGUCCAUGACCGACGUGUACCUCCUGAACAUGGCCCUGGCCGACAUCCUGUUCGUGCUGACCCUGCCCUUCUGGGCGGUGACGCACGCCACGGGCCAGUGGGGCUUCAGCGGCGCCCUGUGCAAGCUGGUGCGUGGCGUCUACGCCGUCAACUUCCACUGCGGGAUGCUGCUGCUCGCCUGCAUCAGCCUGGACCGCUACGUGGCCAUCGUGCAGGCCACGCGGUCCUUCCGCCUGCGCUCCCGGAUGCGGGCGCACCACCGCGCCAUCUGCCUGGCCGUGUGGGCCCUGUCCGUCCUCAUCUCCACUGGGACCUUCAUCUUCAACCAGAAGUAUCGGCUGCAGGGCCGGGAGGUGUGCGAGCCCCGGUACCUGGGGGUCUCCGAGCCCCUCCGCUGGAAGCUGCUGCUGCUGGGCCUGCAGCUGCUGUCGGGCUUCUUCAUCCCCCUGCUGUUCAUGACGUUCUGCUACCUGUUCAUCGUCAGGACCCUGCUGCAGGCCCAGAACUCCAAGCGGCACAAGGCCAUCCGCGUGAUCGUCGCCGUGGUCCUCGUGUUCCUGGCCUGUCAGGUCCCUCACAAUGUGGUGCUGCUGGUGACGGCCGUGAAGCUGGGCAAGGUGGGCCGGUCCUGCCAGGGCGAGAAGGCGCUGGGCUACCUGGAGACGGGCACCGAGGUGCUGGCCUUCCUGCACUGCUGCCUCAACCCUGUGCUCUACGCCUUCGUGGGCCAGAAGUUCCGGAGCUACUUCCUGAAGAUCGCCAAGGACCUGCUGUGCGUGGGGCGGCGGCGCGCGCCCGGCCUGGCCUGCGCCCGGCUGCACUCGGAGGCCUUCUCCUCCCGGCAGAUCAGCGAGACCGCGGACAACGACAACCCGUCCUCCUUCACCAUGUGACCCACCCCGGGCGCCAUCCUCGCGGGAGUGUGUGCGGUGUCUUCCCCGGGGACAGGGACCGCGGCGGCCUUGGGCUGUGGACAUCUGGGGGGGGCGGGGGGGGGGCUCAUGCAGGUAGCGGUUUCCAAAUUUCCUCCACCAGGAACUCUGAUCCUGCCGCCUCUGACGGCCGGCGCCAAGAGGCAGGCUCCGGGCCGCGCGCGUCUCAGGGCAGGGCUGACCAACGGGAGCUCCGGGGAAAUAUUAGUGAACCGGCCCUAGACCACUGCUCCUUCAGUCAGAGCAAAGCAAUCACACGGUUUGAAAAACCAAGACAGAAAAACAAAAAUGAAUAAAAGCCCUGGUGCCACGCAUUCUGGUCAAACACUCCAUCCAGCCGAUGCCCGCCGGGUGCCAGGGAGGCCGGAGCGGCAGCGACGCCCUGGAGGCGGCGGGCCGAGGGCAGCAGGGGAACCAGCCCGAGCGCAGCCGGAAUCGCUGCGGACAGACGGGCGGACAAGGCGCUGGGCAAGCACCAGAGACGUCGUCACACGGAUCAGGCGCCUCGGGCUGUGAGGGGCACGGGAAAGCGGGCGUUCGCUGUGCUUCCCUGGAAGUGGCCCUGCUGGGAGCCGCCAGCCGAGUGUCCGGGGCCGGGGCCGGGGCCGGGGCCGGGGUCCGCGCACAGAGGGCGUCCUAAGUUCCGUUCAGACGUCAGAGUGAAACGGAGGGGCAGUGCCGCUUACAGCGUGAGGUGUUACAUUUUUAAAAAAUAAAAAUACUUAAAAAACAAGGACACUGCCGAGGAAAUACGCAGGGACUCUGCCCCUUUGGGUGGGAACGGGCCAGGAGGAGGCUCCGUCCCUCGCAGGCCCAGCGCCUCCGGGCUCUGCUGUGGACGCUGGGGAGGUUUUCCCGAGUCGGCGGUCCACUAGGAAUCGGGUUUCCUCCACUCUCUCAACUUCUAGAAAGUUCCUGGAACCCGUGUUUGGAAGGGCCGUGCACAGGUAGGAGCACAAGAGGAGAAAGCUCAGCGCGUCCCGAAGGACAGCCACGCUGGGGACACGCUGACAGGGUGCCCGGAGGCUGUGCGUGCGGUGCGGACGGGCGUGUCCUCUAAGCGUUCUCUCGCUCUCACGGGCGUGACCUGCGUCUCCGCGUGGGAUUCAAAGUGACAUCUCAGGACUUGAGUCUGCGUUUCAUUAAAAACUUUUUUAAAGCCACUAGUUUUUUUAAAAAAUUUAAAUUGAUUUCAGAGAAGAAGGGAGAGAGAGAAACAUCAACGAUGAGAGAGAAUCACUGAUCGGCUGCCUCCUGCACGCCCCCUGUUGGGGACCGAGCCCACAACCCGGGCCUGAGCCCCGACCCGGAAUCAAACCAUCACCUCCUGGUUCACAGGUCGACGCUCAACCACUGAGCCACGCUGGCCGGGCUUGAAGUUUGCAUUUAAAACAUGGCGUUGGCUUUGCAAAACGAAACUGGUUUGCGUGUGAAGUAGAGACGGUCUUGCAGCCUCGGUGUUCCGUUAGCAGUCGCCUCCAGAUAUCAACGCGAAGGAGAGGCCCCCAGCGGCCUCUUUCAGGUGCCUGGCACGGACAGGACCCCAGGUGGCAUGGAGACGCCGGGUGCCUGGCACUUGGAGAUGGGCACCUCUGCGUGAUCGGAGUCCCCGGAGGAGGCUCGCCCCCCUAAGCAGCAGCCCUUCCCCACUCGGCCGCAACGAAUAAAGAUGUUUCCAAAUGCCCUGACUGCUUUGCUUCGCCGAGUGGCGUCUGCGUCCUCGCUGCGCGGGCAUCAGGUGGGUCAGGCCCACCCGCCGCGUUUGGCGACACCCGGCACCCACACCCGCGGGCACGAGCGGCGUGGGCUUCUCCCACAGGAAGUGCUCGGGCUGGCCCUGCCAGUCCUGUCCUCCCGCCACCGACGCCCAGGCUCCGCGUCUGCCUUCGUCUCCGCACCGGCUUCGGCCACGUCCGCGGAGUGGCCAUCGGCACCUGUGAGAACACACUCGCCGGGAGGGCGUCACACCUCGGCCUGUCGUUAGUGGAGUAGCCGCACACACACGCACACUCAUGGCGUCACACGCGUGUGAGCAAUCACGCCUGUCUGUGUGACCAGGGACGGUUUUCUUGGUUCCUGCUACAAAGUGGCUCAGAGGGUCCCCAUCGGUUCUUUCUGGACAAAGGAGACUUUUCACCCACAAACCUCAGCGGGGGUGGGAAUGCAGGCAGGAGUGUGACCUUGUCAGCGGCACACCUCGGUCAGAGGCACCGCGGUAUCGUGCAAACUGCCCGCCCAUUUGCUCCUGAGGCCGGACAGGCUGGUGUGCAAGGGAGGCCUGAAAGGUCCAUUUUCAGAUCUUAAAAAUGUGUGGGGAUGUGUGCACGUCCCCGGCGUCCAUGGGCGUCGGCACAGAGACCCUGGCCAUGGGCACGCGUGUGGGCUUCCGUGCCCGGGCACCUUUCGCUGGGGCUGCCGGGACGAGAGGCCGGGGUCCGAGACCCGGGCCUGGGCAGGUGGGUGUUCCCCGGGGACCCCACUCCUGGCGGGCAGACGGCUCCCCUCCGGGGCCUCACACGGCCACAGCCGGCCGUCUGUGCUCCCAAAUCCCGUCUCCGCUCCUUAGAGGACGCAGGCGGGCUGGGUUAGGGCCACCCCACAGACCUCACCCGCCUUAAUCUCCCUUUACCACCCCGUUUCCAACGCAGUCACUUUCUCAGAAACAGCGGGGCCGUCAGCAUGGGCAUCGGCACACGCCCCGUGCCCUGUGCCCUGUGCCCUUUGCCCUUUGCCCUUCGUCCGUGUGGGAUAAGGUGGUAGCGGCAUCUCUCCUGCCCCUCAGCCUCUCUGCUGCCUCAGGGUCAGGCAGGCCAUCCAGACGGUCAGCAGGGGGCUGGGCCCCAGGCCGAUCUCAGGGGCCCAGAGGCUGCCUGGCUCCUGCCGUCACCAAGGAACGCCUUCCGCCAGGUACCCUGCGUCCUCAUGCCCAGAGCACGCGGGAGUCCCCCCGGCGUGGGAGGGGAAGGCGGGUGCUGCACCCCUCGCCUUGGGGAGAACGGAGGCUGAGGGUCUCAGGAGCCAGUUCAGCUGCACUAAACGUGUGAGAACACGAAGCCGCCGGGGUCUCCACUGAGGCGUCUGGGACGAGGCCAGAGGAGGGCCAGGGAGACAGGCCAGCAGGAUGGGCCCCCAGAGCCCCGACCGGCACCGUGGCUGGGCCUCCCCCCGUGACUCCCCGGGCACCCCACAGUCCCCGGACCCCGUCAGUCAGAGUUUUCAGACUACAUUUGGAAUUUAUUUAUUAUUAUUUUAAUAUAUUUUAUUGAUUUCAGAGGAAGGGAGAGGGAGAGAGAGAGAGAAACAUCAGG